This is a messenger RNA of Brenthis ino (lesser marbled fritillary), 645 nucleotides long. Lineage: Eukaryota; Metazoa; Arthropoda; Insecta; Lepidoptera; Nymphalidae. The record is from the annotation of a GenBank genome assembly.
AUGAACAAAUUUCUUCAAAAACUAGGUGUUUCGAAUAAAUGGGGCAUAGUUGACGUGAUGGGGUUGGAACCUGAUAUGCUGUCUUGGGUACCAAAACCAGUGGUAGCCGUUACUUUUCUUUUCCCAAUUUCUGAAGCUUACGAGCAACAUAAACAACAAGAAGAAAGUGAUGUUUUAUCCAAAGGUCAAGAAGUUUCAAGCAAUCUUUUUUAUAUGAAACAAAAUAUAAGCAAUGCAUGUGGAACUAUUGCACUUGUCCAUGGAGUUGCUAACAAUUCUGAUAAAAUCGAGUUAUCUGAUGGACCUUUAAAAAAAUUCUUGGAUGAUGCCAAAGAAUUAGAUGCCACAGCUAGGGGAAAAUUAUUGGAAAAUUGUAAGGACAUUAUUAAUGCUCAUAAGGAACUGGCCCAGGAAGGUCAAACAAAUACUCCCAGUGCAGAAGAUCCUGUCAAUCAUCACUUUAUAACUUUUGUGCACAAAGAUGGAGUCUUGUAUGAAUUGGAUGGACGUAAGGCUUUUCCAAUAAAUCAUGGUCCUACUACACCAGAUUCUCUUUUGGAAGAUGCAGCAAAAAUUUGUAAAGAAUUUAUGGGGCGUGAUCCUGAUGAAGUUCGUUUCACAGUAGUAGCUUUAGCUACAGCUGAU